AUGAAACUGGAUACCAAGAAAGCUUUUGUCAAAAGAACUGACAGGGUCAAGGGAAUUGACUUUCAUCCUACUGAACCGUGGGUGUUGAUAACCGUAUACUCUGGUCGCGCCGAAAUCUGGAAUUAUGAGACUCACUCCGAGGUAAGGUCUAUAACAGUAUGUGAGGCACCUAUUAGAGCCGGUCGCUUUAUACCCAGAAAGAAUUGGAUUGUUGUUGGCAGUGAUGACUUUAAGAUUCGCGUUUUUAACUACAAUACAGGAGAAAAGUUGGUUGAUUUUGAAGGACAUCCAGAUUAUAUUAGAUCUUUAGCGGUGCAUCCCACAAUGCCUUAUGUCUUGUCUGCAUCUGACGAUUUAACUGUGAAGCUUUGGAAUUGGGAAAAGAAUUGGGCUUUGGAGCAAACCUUUGAGGGGCACGAACAUUUUGUUAUGUGUGUUGCAUUCAAUCCCAAAGAUCCCAACACCUUUGCUACGGCAUGUUUGGACCAUACAGUUAAGAUAUGGUCCCUGAGCCAAGAAACUCCCAACUUCACUUUGAAGGCACACGCUGAAAAGGGUGUUAACUUUGUCGACUACUACCCGUUCCAAGACAAGCCAUAUUUGAUUACAUCUUCAGACGAUAAGACAGCUAAGGUUUGGGAUUACCAGACGAAGUCGUGCGUUGCCACCUUGGAAGGACAUAUUUCUAAUGUUUCGUACGCUGUUUACCACCCCACUUUGCCUAUUAUUAUCUCUGGAUCUGAAGAUGGUACUAUAAAACUGUGGAAUUCUAAUACUUACAAGCUUGAAAGAACUUUGAGCCUAGGACUAGAAAGAAGUUGGUGUAUAAACACUCAUCCUACAGGGAAGCGCAAUUUUAUUGCAUCCGGUUUUGACAAUGGGUUUUCUAUUUUGUCAAUCGGUAGCGAUGAGCCCAAGAUUUCUUUGGAUCCAGUCGGCAAGCUAGUGUGGUGUGGUGGUAAGAACUCUUCUGCAACGGAUGUGGCUACUGCUGUUAUUAAAGAUAGCGAAGAUAUUGCCGAUGGUGCUAUAUUACCAUUACAAACUAGAGAAUUGGGUGUUGUUGAUGUUUUCCCACAGUAUAUAAGGCAUUCACCAAACGGAAGAUUUGUAACUGUCAUUGGUGACGGUGAAUUCAUAGUCUAUACUGCUCUAGCAUGGAGAAACAAAGCCUUCGGUAGGUGUCACGACUUCGUGUGGGGUACAGAUUCCAAUAGUUACGCUUAUAUUAGUGAAAGUGGAGAAGUCAAAUUGUGCAAGAACUUUAAGGAGGUUGCAGGUUGGUCAAUUCCAUUACAAUUUGGUGCUGAAAAACUCUUUUCUGGUAACCUAUUGGGUGUCAGCGCUGAUGGCGCCUUAUACUUCUUUGACUGGGAAACUGGAGCUCUAGUUAGAAAGGUAAACGUCGAUGCACGUGAUGUUGUCUGGUCGGACAAUGGAGAACUAUUAAUGAUAUUACCAUCCGGAUCUAGUGACUUCUCAAAUCCUUUUGUAUUGGAUUAUUGCAGUGCAGUGUAUGAAGAAGCUGUUGCUAACGGUACCCUCGAUCCAGAGGAGGGUGCAGAAAGCGCUUUUGAGGUUCUUCAUGAUGUUAAAGAAGCAAUUACUUCAGGUAAGUGGGUUGGAGAUGUUUUCCUAUAUACCACUACUACAAACAGAUUAAACUACUUCGUCGGUGGUAAAUCCUAUAAUUUGGCCCACUUUGACAAAGAAAUGUACUUACUUGGGUACUUGGUCCGUGACAAUAGGGUAUAUUUAACUGAUAGAGAAAUUAAUGUGUAUGGGUACAAGAUUUCCAUUGAAGUGCUAGAAUUCCAAACUUUAGUUUUAAGAGGGGAAGUUGAGUCGGCUAGAGAAUCCGUUUUACCAAAUAUUCAAGGAAAGGAUAAUCUAUUAAAGGUUUCUAGGUUUCUCGAAGGGCAGAAUAUGUUGGAGUUUGCCCUCGAAGUUUCUCCAGAUCAGGAACAACGGUUUGAUUUGGCCUUAAAAUUGGGAUCGUUAACAUUGGCGCGUGAUAUCAUUGCUGACAGUACCAACGAACACAAAUGGAGAACUCUCGGUGACGCCGCGUUAAAACAGUUUAACUUUAAAAUGGCAAUCGAGUUUUAUAGAAACGCCAAUGACCUCGAGUCACUCUUUCUAUUGCAUUCGUCUUUCAGUAACAAGAAGGAAUUAAUUGCUAUUGCAGAGGAAGCUAAGAAGGCUGGGAAAUACAAUUUGGCCUUUAAUGCCUACUGGGUUGCAGGUAACAUAGAAGGCUCUACAGACUUGCUCGUAGAAAGCAAGAGAUUUUCAGAGGCAGCUAUACUUGCAUCCACUUACGGCUCAAAGCAAGAUGAAGUCGCAGACAUAGUUGAAAAAUGGAAAGAGAGUCUCCAUUUGGAAGGCAAGAAGGUCAUAGCGGAAAGAAUUGAAGUACUUGAUAAAAAUGCUUCUCCUCUUCAACGCGAUUCUUUAAUUGAUAUUGACGAUUCCGAAAAGCUACCCAAGGGUGAGAAGACCACUAAGGAUACAGCUAAAGACGUUCAACAAGAAUGA
Messenger RNA from Eremothecium sinecaudum, 2538 nucleotides. RefSeq names its product coatomer subunit beta' (gene SEC27). The coding region runs from base 1 to 2538 and encodes 845 amino acids. Gene Ontology annotation, biological process: intracellular protein transport; endoplasmic reticulum to Golgi vesicle-mediated transport; retrograde vesicle-mediated transport, Golgi to endoplasmic reticulum. The record is from RefSeq and is a predicted model, not a curated record. Gene Ontology annotation, cellular component: COPI vesicle coat. The transcript is spliced from 2 exons. Gene Ontology annotation, molecular function: protein binding; structural molecule activity. NCBI's taxonomy places the organism in Eukaryota, Fungi, Ascomycota, Saccharomycetes, Saccharomycetales, Saccharomycetaceae.